Molecule: messenger RNA, 1728 nt
Organism: Halteromyces radiatus
Lineage: Eukaryota; Fungi; Mucoromycota; Mucoromycetes; Mucorales; Cunninghamellaceae
Product: cation transport protein-domain-containing protein
Exons: 5
Coding region: 1-1728 (575 amino acids)
Biological process (GO): intracellular potassium ion homeostasis; potassium ion import across plasma membrane
Cellular component (GO): plasma membrane
Molecular function (GO): high-affinity potassium ion transmembrane transporter activity
Source: RefSeq, a predicted model, not a curated record
AUGUGGGCAAAUGAUGAUGCAGCAACGACUUUUUAUCCAACGGACGAAGAGGGUGAUCUAGGCUUACGACAAGUUCAAACAUGUCCAUCAUCAGUUUCUCCUAAAGAUACAAUUAAAGAAACUUCAGGUUCAGAUUCUCGUCCUACAACCGCCUUGGAACAAGAUGAUGAAAACACUCCACUGGAUGAUAAUAUUGAAUCGGAAACAACUGGUAUUGCUUUUGCAGAUAACAUUGAACGACAACGUGAAAUGGCUCGUCAACGCUUAGAACAAGAUCGACGUUUUAAGGAAGUAUUAGACAAACUCGCCCACAAUCAAGAACCUCGCAACAAUGAAGAACAACGUAUCGCAGACGAAAUGGUGGCAGAAGAAGAAAUUGAUCGUAUUAUGCGCGAACCUAUUGACAAAAGUCAACUGACACGUGAACAACGCUAUCGUAUCGGUGGUGCGGAAUAUCGAGCUUUGGAUAUUUUGGUGAAACUGGUACCUGCAUACUACUUGGGUAUUGUUAUUCUUUUUGCUUUCUUCUUCAGGAUCUAUAUCGCCUGCUCCACUUAUGCUCAAGAUGUUUUACGGACAACCAACUCUACUGGCCCCAUUGAUCCUUGGUUCUUUUCCUUUUUUCAAGCACUAUCUGCCUUCAACAAUUUGGGUAUUAUGUUAUGUGAUGCAAGUAUGGUUCCCUUUCAGAAUGCACCUGCCCCAUUGAUCUUCACCAUGUUAUUGAUUUUAUUUGGCAAUACGGCGUAUGCAAUUCUUCUUCGGUUUAUUAUCUGGUGUACUUACAAGCUUACUCCACAUUCUCGUCCUAUGCUUCGUGAAACUUUACGUUAUAUGCUUGAUCAUCCUCGUCGUUGUUAUACCACCUUGUUCCCUUCGACGCAAACCUAUUGGCUUCUCCUCACUCUGGUAGUGAUUACCGUUGUCGAAUUAGUAUGUUUUUUGGCACUCAAUUAUUGGUUACCUGUAUUAGAUGGUUUAAAUUGGGGUUCCCGUUUUAUUGAUGGUCUCUUUCAAUCUAUUUCCACAAGAAAUGCUGGCUUUGCUGUUAUCAAUUUGAUGGACUUGAAUCCUGGAACUCAAUUGGUUUAUAUUGUUGCCAUGUAUAUUAGUGUCUAUCCUGUUGCUAUAUCAAUGCGAAACAGUAAUGUUUAUCAGGAACGUGCACUUGGAAUUUAUCGUGGAUUGAAUGAUGAUGAAGAAGGUGGAUAUGAACAACCAACAACAGGACCAGCACUAUUAUUGAAAUUAAAACGACAUCCAACUGUUAAUAGUGUCAUGACAACUGGAAGAAAAGUAUUACGACGACCCGAUUUUUUUGUUGUCACUCAAGUACAAAGGCAACUUUCAAGUGAUAUCUCUUGGUUACUUGUUGGAUUAUUUAUUAUCAUUGUGGCUGAAGCUCAAAGAAUCAUGGACCCUUCGCCUAUUACUGUCUGGACAAUCAUUUAUGAAUCUGUAUCUGGAUUUGGUAAUGUUGGUGCUAGUCAAGGAUACCCGGACGCAUCAGUCUCUCAAGCCGGAGAAUAUCGAACUAUCAGACGACACCGUGGUUUGCCUGCUUCCAUUGAUCGUGCUGUUAUGUUACCCUCGGAUCAAUUAGAAGAGCGUGAAAUUGAAGAACAAGCUUUUCGACGACGCAACACUGUGGUCUCUCAAACAACAAACUCUGCUGGAUCUGCCCCAAGUUUCCCAAAUGCUCUUUUCCAUUCCAAAACAAGCUUUUGA